UUCACUGCAGCUGAGUACUUUCGAUAUGUGAGGUGGAUUGUUGAUAAGUUUUUUGGUUUGGAUCAAAAGCGCAAAAGGAUAUUUCAAGAAUUGGAUGGUUUCUUCCAAAGGGUAAUUGAUGUUCAUGUAAACUCAUGGAGAGAAAAAAAAAAGGAAAAGGAAGACAUUAUUGAUGUACUUUUGAGAAUUAUAAAGGAGCAAACUAGGAUAGGAGCUUUUAAUUAUUUAUCUUAUUUGGUUAGUUUGUGAAUUGUUGCAAGUCUAUGAACUCUUAGCACUUGGAUUCAAGAAGACUAAUUAAAAUUAUGUAAGGACAAUUCUGAAUUUUCAAUUUGUUUUUGGAUAAAUUCCUAUGCAGUACAUGUUUAUAACUAGUUUAUUUACCGAAUAAAUAUUUUUUAGUGCAGAACAUAUAUAUUUUUAGGUGGGGUAAAUGCUGGUGCAAUUACCAUGGAGUGGGCAAUGGCACAAGAUGAAGUUAGAACUUGGAUUGGAAACAAAGGAAAAGUCUCAGAAACUGACAUUGAUCAGCUUCAAUACCUCAAAAUGAUUGUCAAAGAAACUCUUAGGCUGCACCCACCUGCUCCUCUACUUCUCCCCAGAGAAACCAUAUCACAUGUCACUAUUAAUGGAUAUGAGAUUGAGCCAAAAACAAUGUUACAAGUGAAUAUUUGGGCAAUUGGACAAGACCCCAGAAGCUGGAAGGAUCUUGAAGAGUUUAUCCCUGAGAGGUUUUUGGACAACUCCAUUAAUUUGAAAGGUCAACAUUUCGAGAUGCUGCCAUUUGGUUCAGGGCGAAGGGCGUGUCCUGCCAUUCAUAUGGGAACCACAAUGGCUGAGCUUGGCCUUGCAAAUCUCUUAUACAGCUUUGAGUGGAAAUAGCCUGUUGGAAUGAAAGUGCAAGAUAUCAACAUGGAUGAGUUUGCUGGUCAUUCUCUUACCAUCUCCAAGAGAACUGCUCUCAACAUGGAUGAGUUUGCUGGUCAUUCUCUUACAUUGAGGCCACUAUAGAAGAACAAAACAUUUUUUACCGUAAAUUUCUGACAUUUUUUAAAUAAAAUGAUUUUUUUUUAAAUACUCUUUUUUUUUAUCUGUUAUUUAUAAUUUUACGUCUUAAAAUUUUUAAUUACAAAAAUAUACU
Cannabis sativa is the source of this 1141-nucleotide messenger RNA. RefSeq names its product cytochrome P450 71B35-like. NCBI's taxonomy places the organism in Eukaryota, Viridiplantae, Streptophyta, Magnoliopsida, Rosales, Cannabaceae. Bases 451 to 882 code for a protein of 143 amino acids. Gene Ontology annotation, molecular function: monooxygenase activity; heme binding; iron ion binding. The transcript has a single exon. The record is from RefSeq and is a predicted model, not a curated record.